CACUCCACUUCGUUACUUCAACACCUCUCACAAGGCUGAGGCCUUCGUCCUUCACUCCUUGCCUUGCCGCCUUCACUGGUUGCCUUCCUGCACGUCUUUGUCACCUGCAUUCUCCUUGCGUCGUGCCUCUGCUCUCUAGCACAUGGAUCUGUUGGAAAUGAACGCCGUUCAAGCCGUGCAUGGCAGUACUUCGCAGCCAAAUCAGCCUCCUCUCAAAUUAAUGGUGAUUGGUGCACGCAAAGUGGGAAAAACGGCAUUAAUCAAGAAGUUCGUCGACGGCGAAUUCCCCGUGUCCAAUCCUACUACGAAGGAGGAGCGAUGUAGAAAGUCAAUCACACUUGAGAACCAGAAAUAUACUCUGGAGAUCACCGACACAGGGAGUGGGGAUACGUGGGAGGAUCAAACGAUAAAGGAGGCUCAUGGAUUCCUUUUAGUCUAUGACCUCUGUAAGAAGUCGACGUUCGAGAAGAUAGCAGAGCUACAUGACAAGAUACACAAGGCGGACGCAGAGGCUGCCGUUUUCGUGGUUGGAAACAAGUUGGAUAGGAGCGACGAACGUGAGGUCUCCACAGAGGAUGGAAGUAAAGAAGCCGAACGCUUGGGCUGCAAAUUUGGGGAGGCCACAGGCAAGACCAACGUUGAGUGGGUGUUUUUGACCGUCGUUAAACUCGUCGUUCAACGCGCCAUUAAACGCCGUGAAUUGUCUUCAUCCAGCAGGGAUAUGGGUGUGACUAGCGAAGGAGGGGCGGACAGUUGGUUUGAGACUUUGGCACUCUGUUUGGGAAUAGAUAGCAUUGUCAAGCAAUAGAAGCGUCCGCCAACCUGAUUCUCAUGGUGGAGUGGCUUUUGCUCUCCAGAAGGUUGGGAUAAGGUCUCCAAAGGGUAGCAGACGUCUAGAGCUCACGCUCUGAUUGCUUUUGGCUGGAUCCGGCCGAAAAUCUUUAUCACCCUCCGAAAGCUUGGGCAAUGAAGUGAUCCGCCCAACGCAGCGGACAAAAUUGGGAACUGUGAUCCAAAACGGUAUGAUCCCUU
This is a messenger RNA of Trematosphaeria pertusa, 1032 nucleotides long. RefSeq names its product P-loop containing nucleoside triphosphate hydrolase protein. The record is from RefSeq and is a predicted model, not a curated record. Gene Ontology annotation, cellular component: plasma membrane. The transcript is spliced from 2 exons. Gene Ontology annotation, biological process: signal transduction. Gene Ontology annotation, molecular function: GDP binding; GTPase activity; GTP binding. Lineage: Eukaryota; Fungi; Ascomycota; Dothideomycetes; Pleosporales; Trematosphaeriaceae. The coding region runs from base 143 to 808 and encodes 221 amino acids.